This is a messenger RNA of Echinops telfairi (small Madagascar hedgehog), 1125 nucleotides long. It is a transcript of the gene METTL6, whose product is annotated as methyltransferase 6, methylcytidine. The transcript has 6 exons. Lineage: Eukaryota; Metazoa; Chordata; Mammalia; Afrosoricida; Tenrecidae. The record is from RefSeq and is a predicted model, not a curated record. Bases 215 to 1075 code for a protein of 286 amino acids.
AAGCUCCGGGUUCUGGCGGCUGCUCUGCGGCGCUGCCUCCGCGGCUGGGCCUGCGCUCAUGGGCGAAGCCCGGAACGGAGAAAGAAGCACCCCAUCCUGCCCGAGCUGGAGCCGUCUGUGGGGAGAGAUGCGAAAAGGUGUUGUGUCCGCAGUGUUGGCGUGAAGAGGUGGAGACGCCCCUGCAGUGCUAAGUGCGUGACUGUCAACCUCAGAAAUGGCAUCUUUGCCAAGGACAAGGCUGCAGGCAAGGAUUCUCAGCUCCGAGGAAGAGGAGAAGCUGCAAAGAGACCAAGCCUUGGUGUCUGACUUUAAACAACAAAAACUAGAACAAGAAGCCCAGAAGAACUGGGACCUGUUUUACAAAAGAAAUAGUACGAAUUUCUUCAAAGACAGGCACUGGACCACCAGAGAGUUUGAGGAGCUAAGAUCGUGCCGGGAUUUUGCAGAGCAAAAGUUGACAAUGCUUGAAGCUGGCUGUGGGGUUGGGAACUGUUUAUUCCCACUUUUAGAAGACGAUCUGAAUAUAUUUGCCUAUGCCUGCGAUUUUUCUCCACGAGCGGUUGAGUAUGUGAAGCAAAACCCCUCCUAUGACACAGAAAGAUGCAAGGUGUUCCAGUGUGAUCUGACUGCCGACGACCUUCUGGAGCACGUGCCCUCCGAGUCUGUGGAUGCUGUCCUGUUGAUUUUUGUGCUCUCGGCUGUUCACCCUGACAAGAUGCACCGCGUCUUACAAAACGUUUACCAGGUACUGAAACCUGGCAGGUGUGUCUUGUUCCGUGACUACGGGCUGUACGACCAUGCUAUGCUCAGGUUUAAAGCCGGCAGCAAGCUUGGAGAAAACUUUUAUGUCAGACAAGAUGGAACCAGGUCAUACUUUUUCACCGAUGAAUUCCUGGCUCGGCUCUUUGUGGACACUGGCUAUGAAGAAGUGGUGAACGAGUACGUGUUGCGGGAGACUGUGAAUAAAAAAGAAGGCCUGUGUGUGCCCAGAGUUUUCCUCCAGAGCAAAUUCCGGAAGCCUCCCAAGAGCCCAGCACCCACCUCCCAUGACCCUGACCCCGGGCACACGGCCUGACAUGGAGGGCCCUUGAAGGGGAAAGUUUAAAAUCUUUUUUUUACUUUGUA